Molecule: messenger RNA, 3069 nt
Organism: Lates calcarifer (barramundi perch)
Lineage: Eukaryota; Metazoa; Chordata; Actinopteri; Centropomidae
Product: leucine-rich repeat-containing protein 14
Exons: 3
Coding region: 376-2058 (560 amino acids)
Cellular component (GO): cytoplasm
Source: RefSeq, a predicted model, not a curated record
AUAUGCUCUCCUUUCUAAAGUCAUGACGUUUGCCUUUACGUGCUGCGUCACAGGCGUGCGUCAGUCUAGUUUGUAAACAGUCUUCCUGCAGAAGCUGCAGCUUCAACAUUGGUAGUAUUGUAGUUAGCUAACAUGACGUGCCAGCAUUUUAUAUUACGCUUGUAAAGGUUUCCACUCGUCGCUGCUUAGUUUAUACCUGUUAAUAAUCCAAGUGACUAUCGAGUGGUGUUGUAAAAUCUUUUUUGGGGCUUUACAAGUCCGCGUCAAAUUGCUGUUAUUAAGCUAAUCUUACUCCUUAGGCUAGUUUUAGCUAGCCAAGUCGUUUCCUCUGCAGAGGAUAAGACGCAGCGUUGUUUUUUAUCUUUUAAUGUUAAAAUGGUGCUUUCCUUGGUGAGCCUCUGUGCCAAGGAGGUGGUGAGUGACCACAGCUCGUCGCCGUGCUGGCUGAGGUGGGUGCCCAGGGAGCUCUACAGACCGCUGCUGGAGGCCGCCUUCACCAGCUGCAGACCGCUGGCUGUGGGUGAGCUGGUGCAGAGAUGGCCCGAACGCGCCCUGCGUGUCGGUGGACGGAGGAAACCGGGACAGACUGCGCCAAAUCGACUCUGCAUCCAGGCUUUGUUACUUGCAGUUGUCAGAGGACUGUCGGACCGAAGAUGUGCCCUGCAAAUACUGGAUCUCUGUGGGCUCCAGGGAGAUGAAGGAGGGAUGGGAGACCCGAUGGGAGGCUGGUCUCUGACUGUAGCUCUCUGCACCAUGGUUGUUCAGGCCAGAGGUGGAGCACAGAGGGCACAGAGGAGAGAUGGAGAGAGGGAGAGGAAAAGAUUCUCAGCCUUGGAGAGAGAGAAGGAUAUAAAAAGAGAGAGGGGACAGUGGAGGAGGGGAAAAGAGCCUAAUGGCGAUGAGGCAAGCAAUGACAGAGAGAGGAUGGCAUUGUCGGGAGUUCUGGGUGAAGAGGAGAUGAUUAAGGGAAUCAGGAGGAGGAUGGAGAUAGAGAGGAAAAGAGAUGGCACAUUGGCAGGUUCAGCAGGCAUCAAAAAGGAAAAUGAGGAAAGAGAUCUAGGAAGUGACGUGUUGGUGCAUGUGAGAGCUGACCUGUUUGUCAAUGCUCGAUCUUGGGAACGUGCCCGUGUGGCUCUCAACACUGCAGGACCCCUUAAGCUUCAAUGCAGAUACCUACGCGUGGAGGAAAUCUCUGUGUCGAGCAUCAGGACUCUGCUUGACCUCCUGCCUCGCCAGGGACUCCAGGGCAUCGACGUUCGCUACAGCAGCCUCGGGGUGGCUGGCUUGGCUGAGCUGCUGCCUCUGCUCUCCGCCUUCCCUGCGCUGAACUCUCUCCGGCUGCACUAUUGUAACUUGGACUUUCGCCGAGACCACCCCGGCCAAGAGGAGGCACUGAGGGACUUGUCACAGGGUUUGGCACAGCUACAAGAACUGCGACGCCUCAGCCUCACUGCACUGCGCCUGCCAGGACAGCUUCGUGUGCUGCUCAGCUCACUGCCUCAGCCUCUGGAGAUCGUGGAGCUUCCAUAUUUGAGCCUGAGUCCGGCUGAUCUUGCCUAUCUGUCCUGCAGCCACCAUGCCUCCACGCUGCAGCAGCUGGAUCUAAGUGAGAACCGUCUGGAUGAAAACACUCUGCCCUCCAUUCGCCGCCUCCUCUCCCAGGCUUCUAGCAGCCUGCAGCACCUCUCUCUGAGCGGCUGUGGCCUAAAUGACAGCCUAAUGGCGCUCCUGCUGCCCUCACUGGGAGGCUGCUGGGCCCUCAAGAGCUUGGCUUUAGCCCUGAACCCGCUCUCCAUGUCUGGUCUCAUGGACCUGGUGAGGAUGGCUGCUCAGAUGCCAUCCCUCCGUCAGCUGCUGUACCCCAACCCCCUGGAGGACUACCAGCCGGGCCUCCCUGACCGGCCCUCCAGUGCUCAGCUCUUAGACUGGCCUUUGGACGAAACCACAGACAUCAACAUGACCAGCAGCCAGCUCAACAGGGUUUUAAUAGACAGCGGACGCACUGACCUCUUUCUGACCUGCGACCUGCUCAACUAUGAUAAAGACUUGGUAGAUUAGAGCAGAAGUUGGGAAGAACAGGUGCUUCUAAGUUCACUCAACCGACAUACAAGAACAAUGUAAGCACGACAAUCAAGUUGUCAUGCUGAAUAUGAUAGUAUUCUUUUAUCUGUGUCUUAUCUUUUUGUAAUCAUGUAAUCACUGUGUGUAUCAGGUGAAGGAUUUUUGCUUUUUCUUUAUGGAUAAAUCACUGCAAUCAGCAGAACAGUAAUCAGAAGAAUAUCAAUCAUCACCAAAUCAGCAGGUUUGUUCUUGUUAGAAUCAUGAAUGUGAGCAUCAGACAAAUCAGAUGAAUUUGGAAAAUGUAAAUGUUGGCAUGAUGGGAGAGCUGGGAAUAAGGUUUGUCCCCCUUGGGGUGUAGGACUGUACAGGAACUAACACACGUUUCAGUUAAGAGGUGCUACACUACUAACAAAUUCACUUUUUGACUGUAUAAAUCAAAUUGUUGCAUACGAGUCGCUGCUGGUUUUGUACCAAAAACGAGUUAUUACUUUAUAAUCAGGCUACCAGGAUACUUUAGUGUAGCAUCUGUUACAGCCUAUCUGCCUUUGUGCCUUUACAUCAGUCACUUUCUUUAUUCAAGGCACAGAUCCAAAUAUCUGAUCAGCUCGCAUGCUCCAUGUGCAUACUGGAGAUCAGCAACCAGUGCCGCAGUGGUCAACUUUAUAUAUGUGUUAGCUAAAUAUUUGCAUAAAUUCCUUAAAUGGGAAAUGAAUGUAACAGCAAAAUAUUUUGGUUUAUUAGAAUUUUGCACCAAUUAACUGUUUUUCUGUUUUACCCACUAAGUAAUGUACUCUUACAUUUUUGUUGUUUUAUUGUACAUAUCUGUCAUACAAUAAUUUCUUCAAUAUCUCUUAAAAUGUUCAGGAUUGUGCUUUUCUAUUCAUUUCACUUGUAUAUUGAGUCAAAAAGUGUCACCGUUAUCAGGAAGUGAGCAUACCAAAUCACCCUUGUACCACCUGAAUGCAUUUACAUACUGUAUGUCAUAGAAUAAAUCGGUCAAAAUUUCAA